Molecule: messenger RNA, 303 nt
Organism: Plasmopara halstedii
Lineage: Eukaryota; Oomycota; Peronosporomycetes; Peronosporales; Peronosporaceae
Exons: 4
Coding region: 1-303 (100 amino acids)
Source: RefSeq, a predicted model, not a curated record
AUGACCUUGUUACAAUCGGGUGUGUCAUCUCCUUGGUGCAAAAGCGAGCUGGAUUUAGUACAUCGCGAUAUGGCGAGGUCGGAAGAAGGAUUAGUCUCGAAUAGAAUAUGGGAUUUAACCUCUCCUUCAGUUUCUCCGGCAGUACGUUCAUUAGCGUGGUUGCCAGCACUAGAAGAUCCCGUUUGUGUAGUGAUGGCACAGAAUACCAAACGUCUGUUAUAUCUAGCGAAACGAAAACAAGUGCUUCGCUCUAUCGAGGCUCAUCGAGGCCGGCGCAUCCCUUUCUUUCGGUCAGCCAUGUAG